AUGGUUUUAAAAAACAAUUUAGAAAAAUCCUUAAAAGACUUGGAAACGAAAAUUAAGGAACUGGUGCAAAGUAAUGAAGAGUUGCGUUCACAAUUUAAAUAUUUAGAAGAAAAAGUUAGAGAGCGAGAUGAAGAAACCAAAGCCAAGGUUAGAGAAGCAAAAGCCAAGCAAGAAAUUAUUAAUAAAUUAGAAGAAAAGAUUAGAGAACGAGAAGAAGAGACCGAAGCUAAUAUCAAUAAUUUAGAAGGAAAGAUUAGAGAACGAGAAGAAGAGACCAAAGCCAAUAUCAGUCCUUUAGAAGAAAAGGUUAGAGAAGAAGCAAAAGCCAAGCGAGAAAGUAUUAAUAAUUUAGAUGAAAAGAUUAGAGAACGAGAAGAA
Funneliformis mosseae is the source of this 378-nucleotide messenger RNA. NCBI's taxonomy places the organism in Eukaryota, Fungi, Glomeromycota, Glomeromycetes, Glomerales, Glomeraceae. The record is from the annotation of a GenBank genome assembly.